Messenger RNA from Fomitopsis serialis, 1411 nucleotides. Its product is annotated as peptidase family M48-domain-containing protein. Bases 113 to 1258 code for a protein of 381 amino acids. The transcript is spliced from 8 exons. Gene Ontology annotation, biological process: mitochondrial protein processing; protein quality control for misfolded or incompletely synthesized proteins. Gene Ontology annotation, molecular function: metalloendopeptidase activity. NCBI's taxonomy places the organism in Eukaryota, Fungi, Basidiomycota, Agaricomycetes, Polyporales, Fomitopsidaceae. Gene Ontology annotation, cellular component: mitochondrial inner membrane. The record is from RefSeq and is a predicted model, not a curated record.
ACCACCACCACCACCUCCUCCUCCCGACACUAACUUAGCAAGUUCUGCGUAAAAUCUCUGUAACUAGUCCCACCGCGUACUACGGAAUUUUGUGGGCCUUCCCCUAGCAGCCAUGCUCUCCCCACUCAAGAACCUCCGUGCAUUCACCACACCAUUACGUGCACAUGCCGCUCACGCCCGCACACCGACCAACCUGCACCCCGCCCGGCUCGCCCGGUUAUUCUCCUCAAGUAGCAGGCGCAUGGGACCGCGCUAUGUCCGGUUUGGCGUCGACCCGGAGCAGCCUUUGAACGUCCAGCGGUGGGAUCCGCGCGCGAAGCUUGUUGUCGGGAUCGUCGUGGCCGGUGGUGUGUACUACGUCGUACACUUGGAGAAGGUGGAGGAGACGGGACGGUGGCGGUUCAUGGACGUGAGCCCCAAACUCGAGGCGAAGCUCGCCCAGGCCUCCCACGAAGCACUCGUCGCUGAAUACGGCCGGAAAGUGCUCCCGCCGAAUCAUCCCGUCACCCGGCACGUCCGGCGCGUUGUUGAGCGCAUCCUCGAGGCGUCCGACCUCGGCACCGUCGCCCCGUCAGAGCCCGCUCACGCUCACGCACUUCCCCCCAGCGACCCGGACGGCGGGCUGUGGACGCCUGCGCCAGUGGGCCAUCCGAGCGGCGUGCCUCCGACGGUGGGCGGGAAGCAGUGGAACCUGAUGGUGGUGAAUGAUGACAAGAUGGUCAACGCUGCGGCAACUUUUGGGGAUAUCAUCGUGUUCACGGGUAUCUUGCCUGUGGCUAAGGACGAAGAAGGGCUGGCAGCUGUCCUUGGGCAUGAGAUUGGUCAUGCAGUGCUGCGACAUAUGUCCGAACGCACAUCCUCCGCUAAGGUGCUCCUAGUACUCGCCAGCACUCUCGCGAUCCUGGGGCUUGAUUUCGGCUUGUCAAGGCUCAUCUCAGAGCUUGUAUAUGACUUGCCCAAUUCCCGUAUGCACGAACUGGAAGCGGACAAGGUCGGCCUGAAGCUCAUGGCAAGAGCGUGUUAUGAUCCACAAUCCGCGCCAGCGAUGUUCACGCGCCUCGCGAAGCUUGAGGGCCAGAGCGGCCAGCUCCUCCAGUUCAUGAGCACGCACCCGCCGACCAAACGGCGCAUCGAGGUCAGUCCCAUUGACGCACCGGUUUCUCAUCCUCGCCCGCGACCCCACAUCCCUCUGUUUGAUGUGUUCUCUCCCCGCAUAUUGCUCACCACAACGCACUCCCCGCUUUCUGACGCCGGCUAACGCGCUUUCACAGAAACUCGAGACGCUGCUCCCGGACGCGUACGCGAUCCGGGCGGCAAGCCCAGAGUGUGCGGGAUUAAGUGACAGCUUCUCCGCGUUCCGGGGUGUGUUCUCACACGGGGGCGGGAGGGGUGCCCCGGGGGGCGAGGCGGU